Molecule: messenger RNA, 1264 nt
Organism: Sipha flava (yellow sugarcane aphid)
Lineage: Eukaryota; Metazoa; Arthropoda; Insecta; Hemiptera; Aphididae
Gene: aos
Product: protein giant-lens
Exons: 3
Coding region: 500-1249 (249 amino acids)
Source: RefSeq, a predicted model, not a curated record
ACGACGGCUCACACACCGUCCGCGAUCGUCAACGGUCACACACACUUUGGUGUCACGGGUCACGUUCGCCACCUUAGCGUCGAUUUACAACGCGGUGAAAUAAUAAUUAUUAUUUUGUUGUUGUUCUAUUGAUAUAUUACGACGCGUGCGAUAUUUCCGUACAGUACACGGUUUUACACGUUUUACCGGUUUAAUUACAUCUGUUCCGUCUGAUGUUCGAUUGAAACAUUUUUUUUUUCGCGUUUUCGUGCGCUUCUAUAAUUUUUUAUUUAUUCAUUUUUUUUUUUUUUUUUUCAUCGCGUCAACGAGACAUCUCGCUUCGGAUCGCACGCGAUCCGAAAGAAAACACCGUUCAGUUCAGCCGAGCCGAGUUCGAGUGCGCGAACACGUUGCACACGCGCCGUCGCGGAAGACGAACAGAAGAAGCAGAAGAGGAACGCGCGCGCGGUUAUCUCCAGCUGGUUUCUCGUAGAACGUGCAGGGGGGCUGGUGAUGCGCGAUGGUCGGACCGCGCGCUGAAACACUAGCGUUCUACAUGGCGGCCGCGUUGGUGUGGGUGGCCGCGGUAUCAUCGGCUUCGGCGGCCGCGGCGGUUGCAGCAGCAUCAGCACCGGCGGUGGAGGAGUCGAUCACCGCGAAAAUGACCAUGGAACUGGUGACCAACGUCGGCUUCGUCGGCGUUGACGACAACGACAUGCGAGACGACCGGCGGCCCGUGGCUGCGAAGCAGCUGAUCGUCGUCGAGUCGCAGCAACAACCCAGGAGGUUCAGGCAUGAGGCGUCCGCGGUCAGGGUGCUUUAUCAGACCGGGAACUCGGAGGAAGAGUUGCCGGUGUGCGAAAAGUGGGCGGUGUGCAGCAAGGUAGACAUGUAUCAAUGGCCGUGGGUGGAGAGGCAGUGCAGGUGUCCACCGGGCGUGCCGCCGUGCUCGCAAAUGCUGUCGCCCGCUGACGGGCACACCAUCACCGAUAAAACGAGGCAGUUCAAGUUGUGCGAGCCCAUCAAGAUGUUGCCCAAAUGCCGUUACUUCCGCGACAUGGCGUGGACGUUACGCAGCGAAGGCAACGGGACGCUGCAAACAGUCCAUUGCCACUGUCCUAAGGGUUCGGUCGCCUAUCUACUGAAGCGACAAGCGUACCAGACCGAGUCCAAGCAGAUCGGUUACCAGUACUCGUUCGCGUGUUCCCCGCAAAGUGUAAGUGUAUUUUUUACGUUUUUAAUACAUGUCUGUGUGUGUGUAUGUGUGUAGAUCGUGGUCGAUUUC